Cercospora beticola is the source of this 1239-nucleotide messenger RNA. RefSeq lists its product as uncharacterized. The record is from RefSeq and is a predicted model, not a curated record. NCBI's taxonomy places the organism in Eukaryota, Fungi, Ascomycota, Dothideomycetes, Mycosphaerellales, Mycosphaerellaceae. Gene Ontology annotation, molecular function: protein binding.
UUUCCAACUUACACGCCAACAUCCAGAGCCAUGGCACAGGCCCCAUCGAUUGACGUGCUGCUAAAUCUGGUGCCAGAACGACCCCAAGUAGUUCAGGACAAGCUGCAGGCCCAUCCGGAAUUGGCUUCCAAACAAGACCAUCAUGGCUACAGCCUGGUGCACGCAUCUGCGUCAUACGGGCAUGCUGAUUUGCUCAAAGCCUUGAUCAAAGACUUCGGCGUUGAUCCGAAUAUCAAGGAUGAGGAUGGGGAGACGGCCUUGUUCAGCGUGGAGGAAGUGGCAAUGGCGAAAGAACUUCUUGAACUUGGCACCGACCGAGCCCUACGCAAUAACGACGGGCAAACUGCUGCCGAGAAGCUGGCAGACGACGACGAGCAACCUGAGGUGGCUGCUUAUUUGCGAGAGCUCUCAAGCGGGCCUGAAGCACAAGACAGCAAUGCUCAACCACAUUCUGUGCAAAAUGGAGCCGAGGCCCUGCGUCCGCCUCCCUUGCCCGAAGGUCUACAAUUGAACAUCGGCACCAUGGUGCCUGAAGAAGAAGCCGCCGACCCAGAGUUCAGACGACGCAUCGAGGAACUAGCCUCUCGAGACGAUUUUGACACAGAGGAAGCUCAACGUGAGCUGCGUGAAAUUAUCGCUGAUGCUCUUUCUGGCACUGCCACGGACCCUCAAGCACCGCCCGCAUCAAGACGACGCAUAGGUUGAUGAGCCACAUGUGACAAAAGAAGUCUUUAUAGACUGUCACGCAAAUACAUCCUCAUGCCUGAUGCCAAGACCUGUCCGAUCGGGAGAACCCUGGUCUGUCACGCAGCAACGUGCACCAGGACUGACAGCCCCAUCACCGCCGUCACUUGCCGAAGUCUGACUUUCUGUCCUGCGGUCUCUCAAACACUGCUUGCUGCCGACCAUACAGCUUCAGUUCGCUUAGCUAGGGCCACCUCGCACGGCCAUAAACUAGACAAAACACGCGCUCGGUAGAACAUCAGCCGAGCUGCAUUCAUCCCCAGACUGGGGUUUUUGCGGGGUACACGAAUGAGAGUAACAUGCAAUGCCGCUAAGACGGCCUUCGACAUGGAUAAUGAGCGGCAAUGUAUCACCUCAUGCCCUAAUCGUGGAGCAUGUGGCGAGUGCGUUAGUUGAUAAGGCCACUCAUGCGAGUGGUCUCGCGAAAGCUGGUUACCAGCACGUGGCACGCGGGCAAGGAAUUACACUUCUUCCUAAAUCCUUCUCCUCUACGAC